Molecule: messenger RNA, 2870 nt
Organism: Ostrea edulis (European flat oyster)
Lineage: Eukaryota; Metazoa; Mollusca; Bivalvia; Ostreida; Ostreidae
Exons: 8
Coding region: 747-1574 (275 amino acids)
Source: RefSeq, a predicted model, not a curated record
GUAAUAGAAGCUGAUAAACAUAAAUGACGUUAACUAAUGAAAUCCUUCGUAACAAAUCAAAAUAAACAUUCCCUGGAUACAAUACAAAUGAAAAAUUAUACAAUGCAAAUGGAAAAUAUAGAAUACAAAUGGAAAAUUAUACAAUACAAAUGGAAAUUAUACAAUGCAAAUGAAAAAUUAUACAAUGCAAAUGGAAAAUAUAGAACACAAAUGGAAAAUUAUACAAUUCAAAUGGAAAAGAUCAAAUAUUGCAACGUUUGACAUGCCAUAGAAAACAAAGUCACCCAGUUUUUAACACUCCUUUGAAAUGAAAGAACAUGACCGGGAAGAUUUAUUUUUUUAUUGGCAAAGAGCUCAUUAGUUGUAUUAUGGGUUAUGAAUAUGAAUAUCGUUUUCAAAAAAUCCCUUUAAAGAAAUAACUACUAUGAAAUUAUAAAUUUUUACGUGUUUUCAAAAAUAAAAUCCCCACUGUCAGAUGACUAAUGGGCAAUAAAUAAAUGACGGAAUAUUUAUCUUUAAUUUUCCUCUUUUUUCUGACUGCACGCAAUGCAAGAACUACCCCUGAUAUGAUGUAUAUAUAUCUCCCUCUCUCUCUCUCUCUCACAUUUGCUAUCCACGUAAUGCUGUGCUAGAUAUCAAAACGAAAGUUAUCAUAUCAAGAAAAGACACGCAUAUUUAGUUGGCUGACCUAGUUAUGAAUUCAUAUUGUUGUUGCUGUGGAUAUAGACAGUAAACGAAGCAUAAAGAUGGAAGCUUGGUCUGAACUUCUGCUAACAUUUCUUUUUGUACGCUCAGUUUAUUCCAUGAAACAGCUGGAAGGACCGACACAGUGCGUCAUUAUACAGGAUAAACAACAAUACAUGUUGCCUAAGGUUCCAGAUUUUCUCAUCAACACAGCAGCAGCAGCAGCAGCCUGUCAAAUCAGAAAACAAGAACGAAACGCAUUGCAAUGUGGCCAUAGUGGUGUGUACAUCAAACCCGAGUGUAUCUGCACUGUCUUGAACGUACUGGAGGCCAAGUACCAUAACCGUACUGCCUGUCCUAAAGCCGGUGAAAAAUCGGACAGCGUACCGAAACUAAAAUGUUCAGAUUGUAAAAAGCACAGUGUCGAUAACAAAGGGCCCUGCAUUAAUGGCGGGAAUCUGACCUGUACCAAGGAUGUGUUGGCACCGGAAAUCGCGUGCAAUUGUCCCAAAGGUUACUCCGGAAUGUUUUGUGAAAGUAAAAUGUUACAGGUGGUGAGAAUAUGUGAUAGAAUAACCCAAAAUCUAGAUUUGCGAAGUUGUGACAUAACGAAAAUGGACUGCAUCACCUACAGUGAAAAUAGAAUAUAUACUUUCAAGUGCAAUGAAACUAACUCCGAUCAGAUCCUGAAGAGGGGAGAUCUACCUUUGUGCAGCGAAACAGAGAUAAUUGUGAAAGUCCUGGACACAACCACAGAAAUAGCGUCAAGGCAAAACAUGACCGGAGAUCUAAGAUCUGGUUCCGUUACAUCAGGAGCUGGUAGCUGUACAGCGUCCCUGUCGAUUCUCUUCAUCAUGGUGAAGAGUUUAUUUGUUCUGGUAGAGAGAUGAGAUGGCGUCCAGCAAGGCCAGGAUCCUUUGUCUUUCAUUUUAAAUGGCAAAACUUCAAAUGAUCUCAUUGACCUUUAGACGUAAAAAAUAAUUACAUGGUUCCGACGCCAAAAAGCACGGACGAUUACCGUCGUUUUGAGUGACAGUUACAGUAGCUUAGUACUUCGUUACUAGCUUGAAAAUACGGAUGUAUAUCUAAUUGCUGUGAUAAAAUUUAGAUAUUCAUUUCAAAAUUAAGGAUUAUCUCCCUCAUGCAUAACUCUGAUCCUUAUACGAAUUUGACUCCAGUCUUUGGCACUCUGUUUUUCCUUUUAGUUCUUAAAAGUUUACUGUUAUUUCGGAUUUCAAAAUUUCGGCUUGAGCAUCACUGAAGAGACAUUAUUUGACGAAAUGCGCAUCUGAGGCAUCAAUAUUGGUACCGUAUAAGUUUUACAUUACACAAUAUUUCAAUAUCACCAUCAUGAUAUCAUUCAUAUUCUUUUCUUUUUUUUUUUUUUUACAUAUUAUAUAUCCACUGGACUUACAGGCCACUCGUCCACUAAAAAAUAUUAAAUAUUCCGACUUACCUACUAUAUAUUAUGCCGUAUACAGGUCUACAUUUAUAACACUCACAUUUUACCGCCGCGGUGCCCAAGACGUUAGAACGUUCGCCCCGCAUGCGGAAAGCCGGGGUUCGAAUCCCGGCCGCGACAGACCUAAGUCGUUAAAACAGGUAGUGACAGUUCCAUCGCCAAACGCUCCGCAUCAGGUGUGAAUGUCACGGGUCCUCGGAGAUGACCUUAAGAACGGAUGCCCCGUGUCACUGUUCGUUAUCUUUAUUUGUUCUUUAUACAAAAUUGCCCCAUACUUCUUUUCUUUCAAACACUCAUAAAAUUUAAGGUAAAUCAUGGAUUUUUUGUUUUAAAAAAAAUGUUAACUAUAAAAGAAGCAAUAAUUUCUUCCACUCUCAAAGAAAGAAAUGACAAAAUCUUUUGAUUUAUUGAAUUACUUUUAUUGUAAAAAUGACUACACAGGAGAUAUAUUUCAAGCCCUAUAAAAUCAAGGAGUUUCCACCCGUCCCCCUGACCCCCCUCCCAGCUUCGCCUUGGAUCCACUGGGGGCCUCAAGGCGACCCCCCAAACCCCCUACCUCAUAAAAGUUGCGCCUCCUAAUUCCUAGAUCCACCCCUGAUAUGCACAUUGUAUAUAGUACAUUGCUUGUUAUUACGCUAUUCGUAUUAUACAUGUUUAUAACUUUGUUCCUCCUAUGUUGUUUGAUAUACAUUUAUGAUUUAUAUAUGAAGUUUGUUUUUCUGUU